Xylaria bambusicola is the source of this 1310-nucleotide messenger RNA. Its product is annotated as alpha/beta-hydrolase. Bases 145 to 1107 code for a protein of 320 amino acids. The record is from RefSeq and is a predicted model, not a curated record. The transcript has a single exon. Lineage: Eukaryota; Fungi; Ascomycota; Sordariomycetes; Xylariales; Xylariaceae.
GUGACAUUUGGAUAUGCGAUGGCGCUGACACGCAUCGUAUCUAGGGUACACUAAAGAGGGUCGCGGCCAAUUUCUAUAAGUUGCUUAGUUCGCCUUAGGAUGCAAUAGACAUCUCUUUUAAACACUCGAUCGAGGCACAGCAAAAUGUCAGACUCAAACAUAGAAAACAUCGAGCUCCCACGAAAGCUAAUUCGGGAGCCCAACAACUUCCUCGCAGCGCCAAGUCUAGAAUCAUUCACAUCACGCUUCGGGAAUGUGUACCCGGCGCCGGAGUUCCUCGAGUCCGAUCUCGGGACCACCGCCGUCUACGACAUCGCCGCUCCAUCUGGUGAUGCCAAACGCCGUGUGCUGCUGGUCCACGGGCUGAACACGCCCGCGCUCGGCCUGCUCCCUCUGGCGAAAGCGCUGCAAAGACUCGACCCAGACGCUCACGUCGUGUUCUUCGAUCUCUGGGGUCACGGCCUCUCGUCCACACCGCUAGUCGCGCAUACGGCGCACAUCUUCCACAGCCAGAUCUUCCAAGUGCUGGCGUUCAAGCAGUGGACUUCCGCACAUCUCCUGGGGUAUUCCUUCGGGGCCUCAAUGCUGGUCAAGUUCGCCGUGUACAACCGGCGUGCUGUGGAUUCCGUCGCACUCCUUGCGCCUGCGGGCGUGAUUGGUCCCGAGCUGUUCAGCGAGCGCACGCGGGACUUGCUGCGCGACUCGAGCGGUAGGGAGGCCGAGGCGAAAGAUGCCGUGUUUGAAUUACUUGGGGGCGGCAGCCCUGUGGUGCCUGAUGAUUGGCGGGAGCGCAUUGGGCGCGGAGAGGCCGUUCCUGAGGCCUUUCAAGACUGGGAGCUCAAGGAGCACCCAGGUCAUCGGCAUAGUGUCUUCAGCAUGUUUCGUGAGGGCAAUACAUAUGGAACCGAGGACUAUUUCCGUAGAUUUGCGCAGUUGCCUCUGAAGCAGGUUGUCGUUCUAGGUGAGACAGACAACGUCUGCAGCAAGGACAAGUUGACCGACCUUGGGUUUACCAAUGUUGAGGUUGUCAAAGAGGCUGGUCAUGGUGUUGUGCGGAAGCAGCCUGAAGAAGUUGCUCGAAUUGUAUACGAGAUGUGGUCGCAGUAGAUCAAUAAUAAAUCGAAUGGGGAUAAGCAAAGUCAAGUCGUAAACACUGUCUCAGAAUUCAAUCAGCUUUGCUCGAUAAUAGAGAGCUACGGUUCAAGCAGGACGGCUGAUGUAAGUUGGUAAUGUGUGCUGCUUCACAGCUGUAGAACUGUGACAAGAUAUCACGAGCAUUAGGGACCAUCAAUAUAACGAUAGAUUCAGAU